This is a messenger RNA of Pocillopora damicornis (cauliflower coral), 807 nucleotides long. RefSeq names its product flavin reductase (NADPH). Lineage: Eukaryota; Metazoa; Cnidaria; Anthozoa; Scleractinia; Pocilloporidae. Gene Ontology annotation, molecular function: riboflavin reductase (NADPH) activity; biliverdin reductase [NAD(P)H] activity. The record is from RefSeq and is a predicted model, not a curated record.
AUGCAAACAUAUUCAUACACUUACAUGUAAAUUGCUGAGCCAUGGCUACUGCCGCAGAGUUACUCUUUCCAAAGCUAGUAGUCUUUGGUGCCACAGGACCAACAGGCCUUGCAGUUGUUCAGCAAGCUCUGGAAAAAGGCCAUGCCGUCACCGCCGUAGCAAGAAACCCCGAAUCCUUUCCCAUAAAACAAGAAAACCUCGAAGUGGUCAAAGGAGAUAUCUUUGAUGUAGAGUCUCUGGUACCCAUCAUCGAAGGAAAAAAUGCUGUGCUGUCAUGUCUGGGUUUUCACAAAGGAACAAUUUUCUCGCCGACAACGCUAUACUCAAAAUCAAUAACUCCUAUCACAUCAGCAAUGGAAAGGACAGGUGUCGGCCGAUUGGUUUGUAUGACUGGUAUUUACACUCAGAAAGAUCCGUCAAAUCCCAGGUUGUGGGACUGGUUUGGAAGGCCACUGGCACGGGCUUUCAUAAAUGAUAUGGUGCUGAUGGAAAAUAUUGUAAUGAAGUCCAAUAUCUGUUACACUAUUGUGCGACCUCCAAUCCUAACGAAAGGGCCUUUGACCGAAACUAAUUAUGUGGUGGCAGAGGGACAGUCUGUACCAAGAUCUGCCUGGAGAGUUUCUCGCGCUGAUGUCGCUCACUUCAUGCUGAAGUCAUUACAGAGCAAUGAAUGGGACAACAAGGGCGUCGCAAUCGCUGGCAAAAAGUAGAGUCUUCUUGUAGUCGUUAAGUUUGCCUCCAAGUAGAGGCACUUGCUUAGUCAUAGUUAAGGAGAAGAUGCUCCAAAUAGACGAACGAAAACGCACC